CAACAGAGUCCAUUUCAAAAAGGUGUCAUCAUUUUUAUUGGGGAAAAAGUUCUGGAUGGUUUGGUUCACAUCGUACGUCGAGGACUCAGUGAACGCCAUAAGACAUGUUUUACGAGAAGGACUGACUGAGGUGUUUUGGUCUUUCCGAGCAGAGCUCCGCAUGGAAGAAACACAAAAGUUGUGGGACCUCAUCUCUCCUACCCAUGACUCCCAAGAAACCUCAGCAGUGGCUGCAAGUGGUCGGACAUGCAGGGAGCUUUCACAUUGGGGACUAUGGCACACUGCUGAAGAGGUUUUGUGAGGGGGAGCAACAGUGCUACCUGAGGCUGAUGGAGGAUGUUCUGAGGCCCUUUGUUCCAGCCUACCACGGUGUGGUGCAGCGGGACGAGCAGAAUUACAACAUGAUAGAUAACCUGCUGACCCAUUUCAACAGACCUGCCAUCAUGGACUGCAAGAUGGGGAGCCGCACAUACCUCGAAGGGGAGCUGCUGGUGGCCAGAGAACGGCCCCAGCCCCGUAAAGACAUGUACGACAAGAUGGUGGCUGUGGACCCAGAGGCCCCGACGGACCAGGAGCGAGCCCAGCAGGCAGUGCUGAAAACCAGGUACAUGCAGUGGAGGGAGACGCUGAGCUCCACAACGUCUCUGGGUUUCCGUAUCGAAGGAUUUAGGAAGUCAAAUGAAGAAUGUCACACAAACUUCAAAAGGACCAAAAGCAGAGAGCAAGUGAUGGAAGCACUGGACAACUUCGUUGAUUCCAACACACACAUCGUGUGGGGAUAUCUGAGGCGGUUGAAACAACUGCGGCAGGUCUUGGAGGCCUCAGACUUCUUCAGAACACAUGAGGUUGUGGGCAGUUCCUUACUGUUUCUACAUGACUGGACAGGCAGAACAGGAGUUUGGAUGAUUGACUUUGGAAAGUCGGCGGCAUUACCGGCACACCUCACCUUGGACCACCGCACUCCCUGGGUAGAUGGCAAUCGAGAAGACGGCUACAUGUGGGGUCUGGACAACCUCAUUGAUAUGCUGGCCAACAUGCUGCCCCUGACCUGAACUCCUCCCUCAACGUGUGGAAAUUCACUCCUAAGCCUUCCUUCACCACUCUGAAGUGAGUGACUGCAGAUGCACUGGCUUCUGAAAUGGCCGUGUCAUCAGAAUUGUGAGAAUUAACUCGGGACAGAAUGAGGGUGUGAAAAAGGAAGAUGUGAUUGAUUACAGAAGUAAAUACUUUCAGCAAAUUACAAUUACAACAUUGGUCAAACGAUCAUUGGUGAUUUAUGUGAAUCUCAACCUGAGGCCUGUAAAGUUUGACCACUAAUUAGACUCACCUGUGCUGCCGAUCCGCAGCCUCAGCAGCACACGCCGACUCAGCUGUCUUGAGAUUACACUGCUCAUUAUUUUAGGGAAAACAUGGCACAAGCAAUUAGAGGCCAAAGAUAUGGGUGGCCCCUCUACUUUGGGAAGAUCUGCAGUUUAAAUGUCACUCUGUGUCAUUAAAAUAGUGCUAAAACGACAGUGGACUUAUUUCCUGCAUUUCUUUAAAGUUACAGUGUGUAGCUUUUUAGGGGGAUCUAUUGGCAGAAAUGGAAUAUGAAAAUAAGAAUCAUUGUGUUUUUUUGUUACCUUAGAAUGAGACGUUUAUAUCUUCGUAUACGUCUUCAAGGAGCAGGCCGCCGUGUUUCUACGGUAGCCCAGAACGGACAAACCAAACACUGGCUCUAGAUAAGGUACCUCAGUUCUCCUACACGCUUGGCACACAGGAGAAGGUUCAGUUGGUUGCAAUCUGCAACCUCGCUGCUCGAUGCCGCCGGAUCCUACACACUAAACCUUUAGAUAUUUAACCUAUUAGAUUGCGAAAUAAUUUUACCAUUUCCACAAUUAAGAAAACACAAAACUUUGGCAUUUGAGUGGAUAUCAAGUCCUACAGAUAUUGUUAAUAGUUAAGACCAAUAACAGGAAAGCUGUUGCUUUUGCACAUAGUGAUUUAUGGAGUUAAUGGUUUACCAUUAAACGUUAUAUUAUUUUCAGUCUUGGCCUUGGCCGUUUGUUCACCACUUCAGUGCAGACCGAUAAUAAUAUCUACAAAACUGACGGACGGAUCGGCCCAAACGUUUGUUCAUGGUCCCCGAAGAUGAAUCCUCGUAACUUUUUUUUAACUUUUCCUCUAGCACCACAACGAGGUUGAUGUUUGAGUGAAAUGUCUCGGCAACUGUCGGAUUGCCACAAAGUGGCGUAAUCAACAAGUCAAAAUUGUAAUUUGUGCAAUACUAAAUGACAUUCCCGUCAUCCUCAGCUGCACUUUGUGUUUACUGCCACUUAGCAAAUGUCAGCGUGCUAAUCUCAGAUGGUGGAAAUGGUAAACAGUAUACCUGUUAAACAUCCAAAUGUUAGCAUUGUGAUUUUAGCUCAAAGCAAUAUUAACACAAUAUUUCUACUCUUUUAUAUUUUAUAUUUAAAGAGCAGUGACUAAAGUGUUUUGCUACUCUGCCUAAUUUACUGAUCAUUUUGUUGUCAAGUCAUAUGGAGAUUUUAAAAUUUGAAUGAACGCUCCUUAUUAAUCCUUCCUGCGGCUGACACGUUGACAGGAACUCUUGAAAUUUGCAUCUUUUUGUCUCAGUCGUGCUCAUUGGUCUUGGUGACUCAUGAAAACCAGCUGUUCUCGUCCUCCUUUGAGGCAUGAAGGUUGAUGGCAUUUGAUGUUUUUACUGUUUUGGAUCAUUGAAAGCAUCAGAAUUGUAGAAUGUGUGUGUGUGUGUUACAUAAACCACGUGACGCUCAUCAUUUUAAAAACCUCUUUACAAAGCAAUUUUGUAUUGUAUUAUUUGGUUUUUGGUUAUUUUUAAAUGAAUAGUACAGUAAUGCUGUUGAGAAAGUAAUGCAUUAAUGGAUUCAUGCAGCUAUCGGCAGUUACUGAUGUAACAUUUAGCCCUUAAAAUACAAAUAAAAGGGACAGAUAUACGCAGUGCUGUAAACCUGAGCAGGUCCGAAUGUUAAUCAAACUCUAAAGUUCAACACCUGAUGCAGGGCAGGCUGGUGAGAUGAAGGCAGAUGUGCUCUCUGUCUUCCGCACCUGUCUGCUUCUGUCGUUCAGCCAUCAGACGGCCGGCAGAGGAAACCCCUGCCCUUACCUGCAGCCCCAGAUGAGAUUAAAGGGAUGAGCAGACAGAGUAGCAGAGUCAUGCUCUACAAAUCCUCCCACACAGUCUGCAGCAACAACAAAAAGCCCUCUGAGAGGGGCUGGAGGCUGCACAACACAACCGCAAUCUGACCUGCCGGCUACCGAGCAAAUCCCACUGGAGCACUUUGGAGUUGAGUGCCUUGCACAAGGGUAUCUCAGUUGUGGUGAAGAUAGAAGGGGUAAGCUCAGCUCUUAUAUUUCAUUGAAAUGUAUCCUGCUGAUCUGGCGAGCUUCAUGGUCACGUGUUACUUGUUUAAUGUUUAGGCCGCCGCCAAAUAUUAGUUUCAGUAGCUGGAGAAGCGAGGCUCAGAGCGGGACUUGAAACUAGCCGGUCCAGGCUGGAUACAACUGAGUGAUUUAAAUGAGCAAUUACAAAAAGCAAACCUUGUGACACUUGUAGCUCUUUUACGGUGAAGUCACAUUGAGGCGUGAUGAAGGAGGAGAAAAGAGGAAUAGUGUUUUCAAAAUGAAGAGAUGACGGCGCCAAUCAGUGUGUGCUCAAAGACAGAGGGGGUGGGCAGGGGAUGAUGAUGUCAGUGUGUGGCA
Molecule: messenger RNA, 3723 nt
Organism: Anarrhichthys ocellatus (wolf-eel)
Lineage: Eukaryota; Metazoa; Chordata; Actinopteri; Perciformes; Anarhichadidae
Gene: itpkca
Product: inositol-trisphosphate 3-kinase Ca
Exons: 7
Coding region: 204-1052 (282 amino acids)
Biological process (GO): inositol phosphate biosynthetic process; phosphatidylinositol phosphate biosynthetic process
Cellular component (GO): nucleus; cytoplasm
Molecular function (GO): inositol hexakisphosphate kinase activity
Source: RefSeq, a predicted model, not a curated record